This is a messenger RNA of Blastomyces gilchristii SLH14081, 1574 nucleotides long. RefSeq lists its product as uncharacterized. The coding region runs from base 379 to 1329 and encodes 316 amino acids. The transcript has a single exon. The record is from RefSeq and is a predicted model, not a curated record. Lineage: Eukaryota; Fungi; Ascomycota; Eurotiomycetes; Onygenales; Ajellomycetaceae.
CUUAUUUUUACACGACGCUUAUUCAUUGGCUGCAAUAGCCGACCAUAUCUUAUCUGAUCAAUCUUAUCGACUCAUCCCCCCGUUCCACCCCCGCAACUUCCCAGUUCCCACCCAAGCAAGCAAGUCAAGUUUUGAUUCUUUGAUUGUUGAUAGAUCGCUGUGAUCACAUGGUCUUUGUAAAACAUUAUAGCUAGAGAAGCUCUGCUUUUCUUUGAACAGUGGAGCCGUCACUCAACAUUCAGAGUCUGCGUUUGGAUCCGCCUGACUUCCCCGCUCUUUGCAUUAAGUCUUCAAGGGUGCACGCUCUGGCUGUUCAAGGGCAAAAAGUAGUCAUCGCCAUCAAUAUACGAAAAAAACACACCGAUCUACGAACUAACCAUGUGGUCGUUGAGCAUCUUCGCUCUCGCCGAGCUCCUCCUCUUCUCCUCCCUCGUCGCAGCACUUCCGCCAUACAUGCGGUUCACCUCCAUGGACAGAGCAGCACAAGUCCCAAUCACCCCCAACGAGAAAGCAGAGCUUCCAAACUUUCAAGAAACAACAGCGAAUUUCCCACAUCCAGCCGACCUCGAUGACUUCGAUGACCUCGACGACGACGACGACGACGACGAUGAUGACCCCAUCCACAAGCCGGAAUAUACCUUCCCGAGCUGGGACACGACCCACCUCCACGCCCGUCGUCUCCUUGCCCUUUCAACCACCGGUGUCCUAUCAACCGUCUACCCAACUAGCUCAUCCGUGCACAAGACGUCGCUGGAAGGAGUCCCCAUCGGCCUCCCAGAUUACAUUGCGGAUUGCGCAAACGACCCAUCGAGCGAACUGACCGAUCUGCUCGGGCCCGGAAACCCGCUGAUCCUCGCGUUGAAUAUCGGCACCACGUUCCGCAAUACGAAGGCUGGCUCCAAUAUUUCUCUAUCUAUCGACUGGUGGCAUCAUCGGCAGGCUCAGGCUGCCGGGGAAAAUGGUGUCUUUGGUGGCGGUGGUGGCGGUGGUGUUGGGCAUGAUGCUCUUCGAACCAGGGCUGAGCUGCCCCGUUUGUCGCUCCUGGGCUCCCUUGUUCCACUGAAGAAUCUGCCGGAUAACACUCGCAUAGCUGCUGAGAAGUGUUUCCUUGCUGCCCACCCUGACGCUGAGUGGUGGUUACCAGGCCACGAUGACACUGCGCAUAGUGGCUAUUGGGCGAAGUUGGUUGUGGAAGAGGCGUUCUGGGUUGGUGGGUUCGGUGACAGGGCUAGGAUUGGGUGGUUGGUUCCUGAUAUCUGGAGGUCGGUGAGGCGGGAUGGGGUGAAUGGAAAACAAGGGUGGAGUGAUGUUAGAUUGCCUGGGGAGUAAAUGGGGGAAUGGCUAUAUUUUUAGUCGAUCUGCCAGAACUGGCUCUAGGGCAUUGUCGAUCUUUUGGGAAACGAGACAAACAAUUCGGAUAAAUAGUUUACUGAUGUAUUAGAUAACUACAGAAUAACCGUUGAGGUAGUCCACUGAGACAACUGUCGUGUUCCCGAAACGCCAGAUGCCCAUACAAAUAGACAUAUACCAAAAAUGAGGCCGUUUAAAUAAUUCAAUUCAUGUCAUGUUCGCUA